Molecule: messenger RNA, 6675 nt
Organism: Antechinus flavipes (yellow-footed antechinus)
Lineage: Eukaryota; Metazoa; Chordata; Mammalia; Dasyuromorphia; Dasyuridae
Gene: CCDC121
Product: coiled-coil domain containing 121
Exons: 2
Coding region: 1-1740 (579 amino acids)
Source: RefSeq, a predicted model, not a curated record
AUGACAUCGAAGGAGGAACCAAAGGCGAGGCCUAAACGGGGAUUUGAGAAUAAGAUGACAUUAAAGGCAGAGCCAAAGGCGAAGCCAAAGACGCGGCCUGCGCAGGGAUUUGAAAGUAGAAUUAAACCGAAGGCGGAGCCUAAACUAGGAUUUGAGAGUAGGAAGAAAUCGAAGGCGGGGCCAAAGAAGGGGCCUGAGCUGCGAUUUGAGAGUACAGCAGUAGGGAGGGCGGAGCCUGAUAUCCCAGGUCCCAUGCCCAGUCCCACAGCUGACUUUGAAGAGGUUGUGAAGCUCGAAUGGACCCAGUAUAUUCCUGAGCAGAAGGAAAAAAAGAGCACAGAGAGGAAGGAGAAAAGGACAUCAGGCAAAAACCUGGACUCGACCCAGUUGGGGAAGAGCUUGGAAUCAAACGGGAGUUUUAAGUCUUCUAGGGAAGAAAUUGGGCAGGAAGAGAAUAGUGCUUUUCUGAGUUCCCAGAAAAUGACUGCUAUACACGAGAAAAAAUCGGGUAGUAGCGAUUAUUGUGUCUUCUGUACAGUGCCCGAGAUCCCAGGAAAGGCCAAGCAAUUUCGGCCUUAUGGCACAGGAGACAUUCAAAAAUGGGUGCGGUUCGGGGGUCCUCCUGUAGGGUUGUACAUUGACACUUGUUGGGUGCCCAGAAACGUCGACAGGCAGGAAUUGAAGAAACUCCAUCAUGCGCAUGGAUUUCCUUCCCUGGCCUCCAGCCCCGCCCCGCCUUUACACAACAUCCAGCACUUUUGGGAUCAGCAUCUGGAUGUCGGUAAGAGAUUUUUUCAGGAUUCCAUAAUGAGAUGGCAGAGUCUGAAUCGUAAUAUUGCCUUACUAAUGGGUAGCAAAAAGCUACAAAAAUUGUUAAAGUCACAGGAGGAGUUGGAGAAAAAAGUUCAACAUGAAAUGCUGCUAAGAACAAAGGUAGAACAGGAAAUGAUAGAGCUGAAUGAGGAACUGAUGAAAAUACGAGCCCGGAGGAAGCAGCUCAUAGAUGAUCACUACCACAUGCUCGAAGAAAUCCGACCAUUCUUGGGUGAUAGCCCUGUCUUGAUGGGAUAUGUACCAGAUCCAAGCAAGAAAAAACAGAUAGCACCAAUUAUGGUAUGGGAUCAACAGUCACAGCAAUUAGAGCAAAUGCAGUGGCAACAGCAGAAGCUGGUCUCAAGUUAUGAGUCCCAUAUGUCAACGCUCAAGAAAGAAUUACUGCAACAUGAAGAGAUCCAAGCUCAACUGAAACAGAAGAUUCAAGCAUUAAAUGCUAAGAGGGCAGUACAGAUUAGCCAGGAGAAGCAUAUCAAAUCACUGCAAAUGGAAAUACCAAGAGUUCAGAAGGAGAAAGCAGCACUCCUUUAUAGGGCACAAUGUGAUCUUGUUAAAGAGUGGAGAGCACUGAAGCAUCAGUUGUCUGAUGUAAAAGUGCUACUGGGAAAAAGUAUGAAAGGAAAGCACAACUAUGUCCUGGAGCAUGCAGCAGAUAUAUCUAUCCGUAAUUUCACCCGGCAACUGAAACAUGAGAAUGAGCAAUUGCAUAAGGAAAUAAUGCAGCUCUUUCAAAAAACUCAGCAGCUAGAGGACCAGCGGGCAAGGCUUCGAAAGCAGAAACAACAACUGCAACUAGAGCAGUGUUGUUUGGAAAGUGUAAAACAAGGGAGACAGAAAAAACUAUUAAGAACCAAAAUAGCAGGUUAUCAGUCAGAUUGUAAAAAGAGGGAUGAAACACAGUACUAGAAAAAUCCAUAUUUAAAACUCCCCUUUUUGGUAAAGUCUUUGUUGAAAGUGAUAAUAGCUUGCUGAAAUUAUUAGAAGCAAGGGAAUUAAAGUCACUUAGCACUUCCUCUGUAGCACUGUAUAAUAUUGAGUUCAUUGUUAUCUAUACUUCCCCUCACUCACCUGAUCCUCUGAUGACAAAACAGAACCUUACUAAAAUCUUCCAGCAUCUCAACACUGAACUAGCAAACAGGCUUACUUGGCUGAUUAUUAGAUACUGCCAACAGUGGAUGAUGAGAAGAGCAAGCCAAGUUAGAGGGGUCCAGGUGUUCUUUUGGUCUCAGAGUUAUUUUUCUUCAGAGGAUAAACUUCUCUUUUUGAUAGCAACUAUUUAUUUACAGUGCUAGCAUAGGCAUUCCAAUAUCUCAUGUUAACAUAUAUAGGUAGGUCACCCAUCUGUUCUUUCAAAUUCAUGUUGCCCUAGUCUUUACACCCAUUUGUUUGAACUUUUCCAACAUAAACAGAGCAAGUACUCUUGCUAAAAUGCAGUUAGCAAAUCCGAGAUUUUAGAAUGUUAAAUUUGUGUGCCAAAGACCUAAUAAUUGCCUUUUUGCUUUUGGUUUGUCUUGGUAUUUCAAUGAAGCAUAUGAAGAACCUUUGUAAUGUGUUAAGAGGCACUAGUGAAGGACAACACAGUAACCCAAGAGAAUUCCCUAUUUCUUGUUAGCAUUGAUUUGAUUUGAUAAAGCUAUGUAGCUUUUUGAGAAUUUAAUUGAGAAUGGCAAAAGAUGAAAUAUGUAAGGAUUAGUCUUCUUAACAAAGUUUUAUAGUGGAGGAAAUAAUUACCAUCAUUAUAGUCAUUGGGAUGAUUUCAGAUACCUAUUUUUAUAGAGACAUUUGAGAGAAAAAGCUUUUAGUUCAGAUUUCCUCAAGACAACUUUUGAAAAAGCACGAUCCAAAUCAUCCCUGACUCCUACCCUUCUGAAUUCCAAGUUUAUUAAACAAUAAAUUUUAGCCUAAUUUAAGGGUAAAGCAUAUUUUCAUGUCAUAUGUACCUUUAUAACAUUGAGAGUGUCAUCUAGUUUUACAGUUCAUUCCCAUUUUUUAGUACCAUGAGCAUGGUUUUACUAUUUCAGAUUACGAUUUUAUAGUAAUCGUUGCUCAUAACAUUUUCAGUCAAAUAUGGGGCUUGCUUAGGAUCAGAACCUUCAAUUCUAACAUUAUUCAAAAGAGAAAAUGAAAUCCUUUUUAUAUGGUUUUCAGCAAAUCAUUGCCAAGAUGUAUGUAUGUAUAUAUAUAUAUAUAUAUAUAUAUGGCAAAAGACUAAUCCUAUAUAUGUGCAAUUCUUAUUGAAUAAAUUGUUCAAAUGUUUGUUUUCUGAAUUUGGGGCAUCUUCUUUAGGAAUAAGGAGAAUCUAGUGUAAAAUAAAGAUCAAGAAAUUAAAAGAUUUCUUCACUAUGCCAUCAACACUUAUUACCAGAAAAGUUUUUAUGUUAAAAUGCUAGCACGUUUGUGGAUAAACAAUAACAUUCAAGUCUUCCCAAAAUGCAUGUGUAACCCUAGGCAAGUCACAUAAUCUCUCAGUACUCUUAGUCAAUUAUCUAAGACUUUAAAUUGUAGAGAGUAUCAUUCUGCAUUGGUAUAGAAAGUUCUCUUUUCCUGAAAAGUUAUUUCCCUCUUGAUUACUGCAUAAAAACCAGUGAACUACAAUUCACUCACUGAUCUGAUUUUACUGACAGCCAUCUAGAGUGCUUUCCAACACACUGUAGUACCUCUUGCUUAUUACUACCAGUGGUUGGUUCAUUCUCUUCAUAAUUUUAUAUAUAAGAAAUAUAUAAAAAUCACAAUUUACUAAAGAACUUUUGUGGCAUGUAGUCAGCUUGCCCAUAUUGGAACUCAAUACUUCUAGAUUCCUUUUCCCCUUCUUGUGAUUUCUACCUGCAAACCUAAGAUGAAGUCAUCAUUCUUUUUAGGACCAAUCUUAAAAAUAAAAUUAUAAUGCAUAUUAAUUAUUGCUAGGAAGACCUAUCCCCAUACCUUUUUUCCUAGUUGAUAGUAUUCUUUGUGUGUAUGCACUUAAACCUAUAAACAUGCAUGAUCUACAACAUACAAAUGUAACAAAUUCAAAGCAAGAAUUGCAACUGGGGAAGGCACAAAGCUGUAGGAACAGGCUGCAAGAGUCAGAAAGAGAUGGUCAAGAGAAUUUACACAAACAGUUGACUUCUCUUAGUGGCUUGUGCAGUUGUCAAUUUUUGUCAGUCGUUUCGGUUGUGUCCGACUUUGUGACCCACUUGGGUUUUCUUAGCAAAGAUACUGCCAUUUUCUUCAACUCAUUUUACAGAUGAGGAAAUUGAGGCAAACAGGGUUAAAUGACUUACCCAGGGUCACAGUUAUAAACUCAGGAAGAUGUGUCUGAUUUCAGGCCUGGCAAUCUAUAUAUUGAAACAAAUGGAAAAUAGCCUACCAAGGAAGGAACUGGACAUGGGAGAUAAAAAAUUCAAAUCUAAAGAAAAUAAACUUGACUAAGUCAGCAAGAACCAUCUUCCCUCUUGCUAGUUUGAUAAUUCUGUAGUUCUAUUAAAGCAGGGGAGUAGAGUAUUUCAAUUCUGCUAGUCAGAUUGUGUAUUGUUUGGAUAUUAUUCUGAUCAUCAUAGACUAAAGAAAUUUCAUGAAGUCUCCUUUCACUAUUGAGAAAAAAUUUUGCUGCCUUUUUUUUUAACCUGCUUAAGUCCUUUUUAUCUCAAAGAGCCAGCAGUCUUUGAGGAAAAGAUCACUGAGCUACAAAUUGGAUAUAGUGAUAUUUUGAAUCUCUAAAAGGAGAAAUAGGGACAGGUAUCAUUACUAUUGUAGUAUAGAAACUAAAGACUCACUUAGAUACCAUAUCAAGAGCCCAGGUGCUAAGUUGAUUGGAAACACUGUGUGAAGUACUUUUCUUCCUUUCCCUUUAAAUCAGGAUUUUAAAACUUUUUUUUGGUAUGCUAUGGAUUUUUCUGGUAGUUCACAGAAACCUAGGGAUCCCUUCUCAGAAUGUUUUUAAAUGCAUAAAAUAAAAUAUGUAUUAUAAAAGAAAUCAUUAUACUGAAAUAGGACAAAAAAAAAGUUUGGACAUCAAGUUAAGAACCCCUAUAAUAAAUCCUUUUCACAGCAAGAGAGUUAAGACUAGGUCAAUUAGAAAGUUUGAGUAGGUCCAGGUGCCCUGAUAAAUAUAUAGGAGGUCCAUAGGACAGGUUAUUCACCUUGGCUCACAGAAAGGUAGCUUUGUCUCUUCUAUUUGUCUGAAUAAUCAAAGAGCACUAUGGAGGUAUCCUAUACUCCUUCCAGUGUUUGGCAAAGUACUUGAACUCAUCUUGUAAAAAUUGAAAAUCUAAGGGGAAAAGCAUAACAUGUGAAUGGGAGGCUUGUAUUCAUAAGCUGUCUAAAGAGCAGAGAAAAUACUUGGAAUCUGGAAAAUACAAAUGUUUGAUCCUACUGUUUCAGGAGGCACCACAAGUGCCAGUUUCUAUAGAAUCUUAAAAUUUAUAUAGAGAUUCAGUCACCACUCCAGUACUCAUAGGAGCAAGCAGAUUAUUUUUUUUCUCUUCAACUGUCAUAUCAAUGGCUAUGGACAACCAACAUAGCAGAAUACGAAUAGUUACUUGGCCUGAGCAAGAUGUUGAACAAGACACUGAUAACCAGUUAUCUCCUUAAAAUACUGGAAUCGCACUUUUCUCUCCACUGUUUCAUCAUUAAGAAACAUACAUUGGUUCUAGGCAAGGAAAAUAGGUGGUGAAGGAGAAUAUGAAAGAAUCUGAAGACUUUAUCUUGGUAGGAGUCAAAAUAACUGUCAAAUGGAUGGGCAACUUAGCUCACCUCCUCCUGGAUUUUUUCAUAGGUCUGUUAAUUUCCCUCCAAUAAAGACAGAAAAUACUUCUAGUUUAAAAAUUCUAUGUAGAUAUUUUUCUUCAGAUAACUUCUAUGACAAGCCAAGACAUGAAUCACUUAUGUGAGAGAUUAAGGAAUUAAGAAAUAAGUUCUAAAGUAUUUUGACUUUGACUACUUCUUCCUGUUCCCUUGCAUAGACUAAAUUCUUACCUUCUGAUACGAGAGAAACAGCGGAGAGAAAUACAUUCAAAAUGACAACUGUCUUCUUUAAAUUAAUAGUUUAAAUUAUUUUCAAUACCAUGGCUCAAGGAAAGGUAAAGACAAACUGUCCCCACAAUGUUCAAUGUAGGAUUGUAGAAUCUUUUCACUUUUAUUUCAGAAUGAGUAUCAUUAACCAUUUCAAUCAGCAUGCUGAUAUUUCAAGAGUCUGUAUCAUUAAGCAUUUUGAUCAGCAUGCUGAUGGUCUUAGUUAUAUUCUGGCUGAGUAGCAAACAACAAACAGGAAUCAAAGAAUAGCAAGAGACAUCAGUCUAGUAAAGGGACGUUUAUUUCCUUCAAUGUUACCACCUACAUCCCAAAUUGUAACUUUAUAGGAUGUAUAUAUCAUUCUCCCAUCGCCCCUCUUAGUCUCUAUUCACUGUAUAGCCUGGAUUUCAGGACAUAAUCGUGCAACAAAGAAUAGAGUAAUAUAGAAGUUUCUUUUCAUCUGCUGCUCCUGGCAGAAAAAAAGGCCAGGCAUUACUACCCACUUAUUAGAAACAGGACUUCUUGUGAGGUGCUAUUUUGAGGUGAGAUGAACCAAUAGAGCUUCAUAUCAUCUCUCCAAACUCCUGUUUUGUCAAUUUUUUUUUUUUUUUUUUUGAGAACAACAUACUGGAAGAAUUACAGUCUUCCAGAAUCUGAACAUGAUCCUUGCCACUUGCCACUAUUUGCAACAUGUGUCAGACAGGGAUCCAGUUCUUCAUGUACUAGCACAUGAGACAAAUGGGAACAAGCUUAUGGGACCUGCAUUUUGGAGUAAGAAGGUGGCGAGACCAAGAAUAAAGAGAAGCUGAUAUAUUUGAAAUCCUAAAGAAAGUCUGUCUCAGAAAUAAA